Molecule: messenger RNA, 2884 nt
Organism: Pteronotus mesoamericanus
Lineage: Eukaryota; Metazoa; Chordata; Mammalia; Chiroptera; Mormoopidae
Gene: MARVELD1
Product: MARVEL domain containing 1
Exons: 2
Coding region: 30-551 (173 amino acids)
Biological process (GO): myelination
Cellular component (GO): membrane
Molecular function (GO): structural constituent of myelin sheath
Source: RefSeq, a predicted model, not a curated record
CGCCGCCGCCGCCACCGCGCCCGGGGGCCAUGCUCCCGCCACCCCCGCGCCAGCCGCCGCCCCAGGCGCGUGCGGCCCGCGGUGCGGUGCGCCUGCAGCGGGCCUUCCUGCGCGGCCCGCUGGGCGUGCUGCGACUGCUGCAGCUGGUGACCGGCGCCUCCUUCUGGAUCACCAUCGCCACCAGCAGGUACCAGGGUCCUGUGCACUUCGCGUUGUUCGUGUCCGUGCUCUUCUGGCUGUUGACCCUGGGCCUCUACUUUCUCACGCUGCUGGGCAAGCACGAGCUGGUGCCAGUGCUGGGCUCGCGCUGGCUCGUGGUCAACGUGGCGCACGACCUGCUGGCAGCUGCGCUCUAUGGCGCCGCGACAGCCAUCAUGAUCGACCAGACGCAGAAGCACAGCUACUGCAACCUCAAGGAUUACCAGAUGCCCUGCGCCUACCAUGCCUUCCUGGCUGCUGCGGUCUGUGGCGGCCUCUGCCUGGGCCUCUACCUGCUCUCGGCGCUUUACGGCUGCUGCCGCCGCUGCCAGGGCGAACAGGAGGUGGCGUGAGGACGCCCCGCCGCGGGGCGGGGGACCCUGAAGAGACCAGCGCCCCAGCCCUUUCUGCCGCCCCGCGCCUUACGCUCUGGCGCCCUCCCUUGCUCUGCGUUCCCGCCGCCGCCCGCGCCCAGGCACCCUGACACGCAGUUCCCGCCAGAGGGCAGCGCCACCGCCCAGGGUCCGGACCACAGUGCGGGAUGCGCCGUCUCCAGGAACCCGGGCAGGGCUACAUCCGCAGGACGGACGCACACUCAGACUGGCCCAACGGAGGCGAGACCUCGCGAUUCCUCUUCCCCUUUCCUGCUGAGAUCGAGACGUGGACAGGCGCCGCGUAGAUCCGGGGGAGGCUCCCAAAUUGUUAGCAGUCUUCUGGCUGCGCCCCUAGCCCCCUCCCGGCCGUCCCGCAGUGGGAAGAACACUCUGGCCCCUUUCUCUGGCCCCUCUUCCAGCCCUGAGUGCUGUAAAAGACAAGCAGGCAGCAGCGAGUGGAGCUGGGGACAGGCCUCCACUGGUCCCGGAAUGAGUUUGGUUUUAGUUUGGGAUUUUGCGGGCAGCCUGUGCAGCCUUUCCCGGCCCAUCCCUCGGUGCUUUGAUGUCCUGAGGUGGGGCCUAUCUCCAAAGGUGAGGAUGGAUGGUGAGGGCCUGUGGGCUCUAUUCUGGCGUCUGCCUGCUCCGCCUUUGUCUUCGAGGUUCGCGGAGGCCAGGCCCAAACGCACACUAGUUUCCCAGCCUUCCUGUCACAGGCUUCUGCUCCAUUCCCACCUCCCAAUAACUUCUUUGUAUUAGGGAUCCCACCCGACCUCCAGGGAAUGUUAGUUAGGGUGAGCCCCAUUCAAUUUUACAGAUGGAGCCCUAAAGCUUGCUCGGAAGAAAAGCCAGAAUAACAGGAGAGCCCCAUCUCCCAACUCCCAGUCCAGCGCUGUUUACGUGAAGGCAGUGGUGUCUCCUGGGACCGUGCCUCGGGAGUUACCCUCUAAAAGGGGCUUUCCAGGCCACAGGGGUUUGUCAAAGGUGCUGCUUCUCCUUCUUGGAGAGUCAUUAGCAUAGCAAAGGCUCUGAGAAGUCCUGCUGUAAAACAAGACAGUAGUUAAGUGUUUACUGCCUCUGGGCCUGGACCAGAUUUUGCCACCUUAGGGGACCUUGCUGCCCUGGCUCUCAUUUCUUCCAAGGGGUCCAGCCCAUAGGCUAUGGUUUGUCCGAAGGUUUGGGGUGCUCUCUUUCCCAGCAACUUUCUCUAGCAGAGGGAGUGCCCAUCCCAUGAGGGAAAAUAGCUGCUCCCCACAGACCGUCGAGAGGCCUGGGAACUGGUGGAUGUGAACGUUCCUUUACAUUGUUUGGGAAAUGAAGUCAAAGUUAUCCAGAUGGUUUCCCAGUCUAAAGGAAUGUCACCUGUGAGAGAUCCUGGCAUUGACCUCCGGUCACACCGAUGACAGAAGGAAGCUCUCUGGAGCUGGGUGAACAGCUGGCCCACCGCUGUAAGGUUUCCAUGUCGUAGGCACCGUGGAGAUUCCCAGGGCCUGCUUCCUUGGAUGGGCAGUACCAUUCCAGCCUGUAUCAGCACAGGUUUUGUAGUGGGAAGAGGGAAGGAUCGGUUUCUCAUCAACACCAUCCAGUUGACGAGCCAAGACGGGUGAAGAUUUGUUUUGCCUCAGCAUAAGAAAAAUCCUGAUUCUCUUUGUGCUGUGACUUGGACACGAGAUUCCAAAUACCUGGAACUGAGCUGCGUGCCUCUGUACCUUAAACAAUGGGUUUUGGCUCCAACUUUUGUUCCUUUUCUCUUUUUUUUCAGACCACCAUCUAAGCUGCAUCCGCAGCUCAGAUCCAGGCCCCUGAGGAUAUCUUCUUAGUGCCCCCAGCCCAUGGUGCUUUGUCUGUGGUCAGGUGACCUUACUCAGGAGCAGAUUCCUCCUUGGUCUUCUUGGUACCUUAUUCAUCCAGAUGUGCCUGAAACAUUCCAGUGCUUACUGGCUCUUCUAGAUGUGCCUUCUGCUUGGCCUCCAGCUGCUUCUCCAGACGUGAGAAGGAUAUGUAAGAUGGCCCUGCACCCAUCUCCUCCUCUCCCUCGCAGCCCUGUGCCAAAGGGACGGCCACCUGACCUGGUCCAGAAGUUUUGAAUACUGGAGGCAGUUCCAUUGGCCUUUCUCUCUGGACUCCAGGACUCAGUCUGGCCCAAGACCACUGUGGGCUGCUCCCAGUGCAAGGUCUAGGAUCCCUUGCAGACCCAGGAGAGGAUUUUUCCAGCAUUCUGCAAAGACCAAAAGAAAGGGUGGGAGUAGGAGGGGUGAUGGCUGGUAGGGAGAGGGGACCAAAGUGCCUCAUUUAAGAGUUGAGUGGUGAUUACU